AUGCAAUCUUCAACGAACGUCCGCGCGCCCGUGUCUCCUGACGACUCGGCGCCGGACUCCCCUUCCAUCCUCCUCCGCAACGUCUCGCCUGUGCCCCCCAGCCCUCGUAAGAGUGUGCGUCUGGAUUCCAGGGACCCAGGGUCGGUGCGCGCCUUCCUCGCGGCGCGGGGAGUCCCCCUCUCCGAGGAGAAGACCACAGGCCCCGCCACCGCUCUGGAGUUUCUCGGCAUCCGCCUCGACACACGCGCCAUGGAGGCCUCCCUCCCGCUGGACAAACUCGAGCGCAUCCGCGCCAUCUCCCGCAAGAUGAGAAGUCAGACCUUUCGCAAUGCCCACUUGCUCUUCAGUUGGCAUCCCAAGAUGUUUUUGGAGGAGGAGCCGUCUCGAUUAUUCUUGAAGGCAGCGUUGUGA
Messenger RNA from Knipowitschia caucasica, 411 nucleotides. The record is from the annotation of a GenBank genome assembly. Lineage: Eukaryota; Metazoa; Chordata; Actinopteri; Gobiiformes; Gobiidae.